GCUGUCUGAUUGGUCCAUGGACAGGCCGGCUCUGUAGGAGCUGCCGUCAUCCGGCCAGACGUGGUGUGGAUGCUGAGUCCGACCCCUCACUCUCCUGCUCCCGUUGGAUCAUCCAGAUGGAUGCCGAGGAUCCGCGGCUGAGAUGAGAUAAGCCUCCUCCUCCUCCUCCUCUCUUAUCUCCGCCGAGCUGCUGCAGCAGUGCCGCGCACGCAGGGGGGAAGAAGAAGAAGGGAAAAAAAGAGAAAAAGACGUGGGCACGUUGUGAUCGGGAAAACACUGGAGUACAAGGGAUUUGUGUGUGUGUGCAUCUUCUACUUCGUGAGCUGCGGAAGCUUUUGCCUGCUUGUUGACGAUGGUCCCCGCGCUGCUCUCCAGAGGGGAUGUGAGCUGAGCCCGCCGAGCUGAGGGGGGGGGGAGCCGCCGCCGCCGCACAGGAGCUGUCCGUCUCUUUGAGGUGCUGAUGCGGCCGUGACCAGCGAGCAUGGCUGCCGGGAAGUUGCUGCUCUACGCCGGGCUCUCGCUCUCUCUCUGCGCCCUGGGCAUGCUGGCCGUGGCGAUGUGCUCCGACCACUGGUACGAGACCGACGCCAGGCGGUACAAGGAGCGGUGCCGAAGCUUCUCCAGCCGCCGCAAGGACCCGGGCUUCAUCUACAUCCCCAACAUCAGCCUGCCGCUGCGGGCCGGCCGGAGCAGCGCGCCCCGCUGGGAGGAGAAGCUGCUGCUGGCCCGGAACCGGCGGCAGCUGUUUGCCAUGAGCGCCGCGGACGAGUGCAGCCGGCAGUACAACUCCACCAACAUGGGGCUGUGGAGGAAGUGCCACCGGCUCGGCUUCGAACAGGAAAUCGAAGAUCUCAUCCGGAAAGGUUCCAUCGCAAGGUGCUCCUACAUCAAAUAUCACUACUCCUCAGCUACGAUACCCAAAAAUCUCUCCAACAACAUCACCAAGACGAUAAGGCAGGACGAGUGGCACGCCCUCCACCUGCGGCGGAUGACGGCAGGUUUCAUGGGCAUGGCGGUGGCCAUCAUCCUGUUCGGUUGGGUCGUUGGCGUGCUCGGCUGCUGCUGGGACCGAGGCCUCAUGCAGUACGUGGCUGGUCUCCUCUUCCUCAUGGGAGGAACCUUCUGCAUCAUCUCCCUCUGUACCUGUGUUGCCGGCAUCAACUUUGAGCUUUCCCGUUACCCACGGUAUCUGUUCGGCCUGCCUGAUGACAUCGGCCAUGGCUACGGAUGGUCCAUGUUCUGCGCUUGGGGAGGCCUCGGCCUGACCCUCAUUGCCGGCUUCUUCUGCACCCUGGCUCCCUCCGUCCAGCCGAUACCCAGAUCUACCUGCCCCAAGUCCCGACAGGAGAACGGCACCGUCUGCUAAAGAUGGCAGCCGUGAGAAAAGACCGACUCAUCCCACAGAUCAACAACAAAGAAACAGAAAAAACUAUUCAACAUGUUCAUCCAUCCACUCAUCUCCAGUCUCUCCUGGUUCCAGAUCUUUUUUUUUUUUUAAAUGUGUGUGUGUGUUUAAAAAUGGGUGUCUUGAUGAUCUGCUAUCUUGAAAAUACCAGAAAAAAACUGAAGAACUGACAAAAUAUUAUCACAUUUUUUGAAGUCGUGCUUGUUUUGUUGUUGUGCAGCAGACGAUAAAAUGGACCAUGACCACGAAAGGGUUGCAAAGGAAAUACGUGGAGACACUGAAAGACCUAAUUCAUGAUAGUAAGUGGUUGUAGCUCGAGUGGCUCGAAACCUCAAAAGGUGAUUGACAAUGGCGUUGAACCUGUGAACUGCGUAUAGCUCAUGUUAACUGGUCUGUUGACUGGUCUGUUAACUGGUCUGUUGACUUGCGAUUGAGGAGAACUGAAGGAAUCAACAGUAUUGGAGAGAAGCAGUCUGAUCAAUCCAAGAUCUUGUGGAACGUUCUUCUUGGAGCCUCCUGUGGUAUUAAUCACAAAGGACUCGACCAGACAUGAAACCAUAUAACUUGCUUAACUGGGAUCACGUUAAGAGGCCAUCUAUUCAUUUCCAGUAUUCCAGCUUCUGAGGUCCCUCCAGUUACGUGGGACAUGUGGGCAGCCGGGACCUCCAGGACCUCCAGGACCUUGACUGUUGUACAUUGUUGUACAGAACAUUCCAGAGAAGUAACAACCAGGAAAUGUCAUGUUGGACCAUUUUCAUUCUUGUGUAGGUGCAUUCCAUUCCGUCUGAUGACCCCAUACGCCAUUUAGCAUUUUAUACAUGUAUUAUCUUUUCUUCAAAGUGUAUUUGCCUUUUUAAUGAACCCUUCCUGUUUUGAGCGAACUGUCGACUGAGCGUACGUUCAGAGCAAAUGUUGUGUUUUUUGAUUUUCUCUUUUCCAUUCUAGUCAUAGAGGUACCGUAAAUGUGUGCGCGUGAAUGUGUGUAUGUAAUGGGAGGGGUUAUUUCUAAGUCGCUAUAGAAAAAAAAAAUGUAAAAAAAGAUCAUAAUGACAUAGUGGAGCUCUGCCUUGGGGAUGUAUAAAGGCAGCAGCAGACAGGUGUAAUAGGGAGAUGCAGUAUCCUGUUUGAACCCAACUGAUUUUUCUAAUUUGUCAUGUUUUCAGGACAUUCUCAGCAGACACGGGAAACAAAGAAAAAUCGUUAUAAGGAGGGCCAGCAUGUUCAACUUUGUAUUCUAUUGCUCUGACUCUAACUAAUUGCUUCUGAUGAGAAUCGGGGGAAGCUCCAGUCGUUCAGAGUACUUGGCGUUUUCUCUCGAAUAUCUUAAACCCUGUGCUUUGAUACUGUUCUGUUAACAUUACAAAGGUGUCUCACCUUACUCAGUCAAAAGACGUCUAGACUGGAGACGAAGAAACAAGCGUUCCCCUUGGCCUCAACCACCCAUCAGUCAGAAAUUAAAACAUACACAAGCACUGCCUUGACCAUUUCUAUAAACAUCAGGCAUUAUGAAUGUAAUGCGAUAAAUGGGUAAAUCGACUGAGGACCAAAUACAGCAGCUUGCUGUGCGGGGCCUUGGCAGAAGGCACAAAUGGAGAAUAGCUCCAGCGAAACAUUACAAAAUGCACACAAUGAAAGGUCCUAAGAUCACAGGCUUUGUAAUUCUCCCAUUAAAGCCAUUUAUUGAAAACCACAGUGUAGCCAAUCUAAAAGCUAAAACCUGAACUGACUUCUGCUCAAGAAGGAUUCCAUUUAAUACAACUUGGGUCUUAUUUUUGUCUUCCAGUUACGAUUGGCUGGAGUUUUUUUGUUCCGUUUUCUGCAUCCUGGUUUAAAAAAAUACCCGGGAGUAUUCCAAUACUAGGUUACAGAGGCUUAAAAAGAUUCUGGUGUAGGUCAUAUUGUCUCAACCUUAUUUUGGACCUACGUAACACAUAAGUGUUGCUCUGCAAAUACACUGGCAAAAACCCCUAGUUGUUGGAGUGGUGUCUAUGCUGCUCGAUGUGUACCUGUAUGACAAAUAUGUAAACAAUGGAUCUGAAGAUUGUGUUGCAGUUGGAGUUAAGAAACGUUGAACCACUGCAGAACAGAAAAGAAAGAAAGCGUUGGAGGAGGUGAUUGGCUGAACUGAUUUAGGCAGAGGGAGGGUGAUUUGUGUGUUCCUGUCCGGCCGCUGAGAGACAUUGAUGAGACAUGUCACCGAGUCGACCAAUCACAGCUGGUCUGCAUCCAAUAUGAGGCCACACUGUCUAUCUAAAGCUCACGUUUGUCAUGUAACAAAUCUUCAUCUUUCAGUUUUCACGUGGAUAACCCAGAACAAUGCUAUGAUAAUCCCCCAGGACAGACAGUGUGUAAAGUGUGUACAUUGAGUUUGAUUUCUGAACCGGUGUAUGAGCCAGGUCUAACUUUUAAACAUUACCCAAAACGUAUUGGAUAACAAAUAUAUAUAUUGAGUAUAAGCCCUUAUUAUGAAUGAAGCCAUAUCUAUAGAUAUUUGAUGUUCUUGUCAGAUAUCAUCUUUGAGCCAACAGUGCUUGGACUGGGGCAUGGUUUGGAUAAACUGUAUUAACGCCCUGUCCCAUUUCACCCCCUUAGCCCAGCACCCCUUGGCCCCACCCCUUCGUUUUGCGCAUUGGCCAUGAAGGGGUAGUGUUGUCCCAUUUCUCUAUAUUUUUUACACCUGUACAUAGAUAUAUCUUGGAGAGAGAAGCCUCUUACAAUUUCAUUGUACCUGAGUAUGAUGACAAUAAAGACCUUGAAUCUUGAAUCUGAAUCUUGAAUGUAAGGGUAAUGGUCAUCCAGCCCUUCAAACACCCCUUAGUGUAUUCAUGACCCCCCCUUGAAAUGAAGGGGUAGACGGAAAUCCCUGAAUGCUUUACGAACGGAUUACUAUAAGAAAUAUCCAGUUUUUUUUCCAGUAGCAAAUUCAUGUAUCAUUGAAUUGCUGUGACAAGCCUUUCAGGAAAAUCGGUAUUCAUGCCGUCAAAACGAACAUGUAAACAGUUUGAGUGAGAGUAACGUGUAACAUGCGUUACUCCUGUGUCCCGUAAAAGAAUUUUGAAUAAAACCUCCCCGCUCGUGUUAUAACAUUUUCAGUGCGAGGCAGAAGUUUCUAUGUAAGGGUCUCAUGUUACAUUGAAAUAACAUGCUGACUGAAUGGAUCAAUCUGUCCUGCAGUUGUCAGAUGUGUCACUGUUAUAAUGUUGUUUGAUAAGGGUUGUUAACAUAAUGACAUUGAUUGACAUUGUUAGUCACUGUAAUAACAUUGGUUAGGGUUCCCAAGAUUUUCUUACCCUCUCCUUUGUGGCUCCAUCUGGAGGGGGACACUCCCAUUUCAUAUCUGGGGUUAGGGCCAAGGGAGGGGAAAUGGGACAGAGCCUAACUGUUGUAUCCUUACCAUCCUCUCUGAUCAUCUGACUGUUCAUAUUUCUUGAAUUGUAUUGGAGUUUUUUUUUUACCAUGUCCAGUGUUACCAUGUUCCCAGAUCUCCUCAUUAACUCAGUGAGCAGUGGCAAAAGUUACAAGAAUAAGACCCAAGGUUGCAACAGACCUGAAUUAACCUUCAAUGACAGAAAGGACAGGAUCUUUUGGCUUCUUCCAUGCAGCCAUGGGUCACAGUUACAUCACAUACCGUACAUACAAACCAACGUCUCUCGAAUGUGUUGGUUUGCCGUAGGACUGGCUCUAUGCAAACAACGCAAAAAGAUUUCAGAGGCAGGAUAAAGGUAAACGUGGUGGGGCUGUAAAUGUAUUCAGUAAUGUUAAAGACAUAAAAUAAAGUGGUUUUAUCUCAGAAUUGAGUUUACAGUGACAAGAGUCUGCUCUUUGUGGGGUCUAAAGGAAACUCUACAGGGUGAGGAGGAGAAAAGAUUUGAGCAAAGUGUUUCAGGACACAGCGGUUAAGUUGAUUUAACGCCUUUAUCACAGCUUCUUUAGGUAGCGACUGCCCCUACAAAAGGGGUUCAAUGAAAACCACUUACCCUUCUGUACCUGACACUUACAGCUAGAGACCAAGGUAACGAGGUAUGACGGAGGGAGUGGAUUUAAAUAUAUAACGUAAUUAUAGUGCUAUCUGGGGACAUCAAAUGUGGUGUUCUGGUGAUCAGGAUGUCAAUUUUUCAUUAUAAUGGGUUUAGCAUGUUCUGUCACAGUCUGUUUUUAUCAUGGAGAUGAAUCUCUGCGCCUGGCGAGAGGCUUCUAGGGACACCAGAGCCUAACUGACAGAUUAUAAACUGUGUGGGUAGGUCAACACAUGCCGUAAUCUCAUCACGUAUAUAAUGAUGAUGAGGAAGUCAUAGCAGUGUAAUUGACCUUUUCCCUGAGAUAAUGAAUAUGAAAUAAUACAAUUUAAAGUCAUCAUCUCUGAUAAUGGUCCUGAAAAAGACGAGCAUCACAAAACCAUCUCCAGAAAAUCAAAUAAGGUGUAAUGGGCAAAAAACAAGAUCAUCAACCAUGGCUGGUGUUGGAGCCCAUAGAUGUAUCAUGUGUACUAAUGAAUGAAAGCCACUGAUCAUCUUAACCAUACAAGUCAACUGAGGCCAGGGUUUCUUUUUUCAAACAUAGAUGUUCCCUUGGACACAAGCUGAUAAUGCAAUUGAGCAUGAAAUUACUUUAAAUGUACUGGAUUUAAAGAGCUGUUCUGUCCAAACCGUCCUCAGCAAAGAACUAAGUACACACAUACACGCACACACACACAAAUCAGUAUAACAAGACCAGGACAUAAAGAGGACGGGGGGGGGUGGGGUUAUCAAGCUAUUCAUUAAAACAUCAUCUUUAUGUAAGAUGAUGUCAAGUUCUGCAUAGGCUCGGCUCAAACCUGCAUCCUGGUGCUGCCAAAUUUGUUGACCAAAUAUUAUGACCCACGACAUAAAGUUAUGUACUAAUAUACAGAUACUAUAUCAGCACUCUGGAUGUCAAAGUGCUGGCUGUAGUUAAUUAUGAUUACAAAUCAUCAAGCUUUGAUUUCAGGAUUUAUUUUAACUGCCACAUGGGGAAUUUCAGGCAGGAAACAUGUAGAGAGUCUGGUUUUAAAUGGAACAAUCGGAUUGUGGAGUUGUUGAUUUCAUAGAUGUUUGUGGAUUCUGCUCUGUUUUUAUUUGCUGGUUUCAGAAUUGAAAUUUACUGUUGGAGCAGCUGAUUUAAAAAAAGCAAGCCAUUUUGUAAAACUGAACUAACCUGCAUUACUUUGAUUAAGCAAAUUGAAAUGAUGAAUAUAUGUACAUAUAUAGGCUAUAUAAUGGAAAAAUCGUGAUGAAAUGAGAUUUCGUAAUAACACAUUUUAUGAGUGGGGGUCCAUAGGUCAGCUCUUCAGGCUAAUGCGAUGGAUUGGUCUUCAGCUCUCCACAUUGGUCAUUGCAUAUGUAUAUGUGACAACUGACACACAUGGAUGCAGCCCAUUGGCUCAGUCAGAGAGAGAGAGAAACGUCCAAAUAAAUUAUUUUUGAAUAUAACUUCACCGGAACCCAACCCAAGUCUGCAGCUUUAUCUAACAAAACCACCCCAAACAAGACUGGAUACUUGGGUGAGACAUGUUGAGUUUGGAUAAGGUAACAGAGCGCUACUUCAACAUCCGUUUGUUAACUGCUGUCGGCUACAAUCACAUAUAGUCAAGGGGAUUACUCCCAGCUUCAUGAAUCCUUUAGUCAUGUCAACAUGUCAGAGGUAAAAAACGUUUUUGAGUAAGUGUAAGGCAGUGAUAAGUUUAAAUACGUUCUUUUCACGCAUCACACCAAAUUCAUUGUCACAACCACUAAAAGCUGAGUUGUCACACACCUAAUAGCAGGGAAGUACACAGGCAUGCUCUUAGAAAGUCAGAUUACACCAUGACUCAUCAAACAGUUAGACUAUGUUCUACCUAUAACAGCCCAUAAUGCCCAGAACAGCUUUGUUUUCAGCUACCCGAAAACCUCAUCAUGUCUGAGCUAGUCCACGACAGGGAGGCCGAGGAUGAAGAGGUUUCAAUACAGAGAUACUGCAACUUCCUUUGUGGACAGAUAUUGAAUCCAAAACUGAUCUAUCAACCUUUUAACAUCAGUAACAUGUCUGUUGAGUAAACAUAAAAUAGGAGGGAAAAAAAUGGAAAUGUUCAACUGUGGAAUGUAAAAUCACAUUAAAAUAAAUCUCAUCGGUGUGUUUACUAA
This is a messenger RNA of Hippoglossus stenolepis (Pacific halibut), 7542 nucleotides long. RefSeq names its product transmembrane protein 178B (gene tmem178bb). The record is from RefSeq and is a predicted model, not a curated record. Bases 482 to 1366 code for a protein of 294 amino acids. Lineage: Eukaryota; Metazoa; Chordata; Actinopteri; Pleuronectiformes; Pleuronectidae. The transcript is spliced from 5 exons. Gene Ontology annotation, cellular component: membrane.